AUGAUGACUAAGGCUUCCAUUUUGGUGCUGUUCAUCGCCCUCCUUCUCUGCCUGCACUCCAGAUCUGAAGACCCAUGGCUAGAAAGCAAUGGAACUAAUCACUCAUCGACUUUUUGUGACCUGAUACAGCCGAAGCAAGCAAUGAUGAUAAGCAAGGGUUUCACCUGGGCCUUUUGGGUAAUACUUGGCGCUGUUGGAUUUCUUUGCAAUGGUCUUGUCAUUCACKCUGUCGUGGCCAACCCACACAUGCACACAACGACAAACUACCUCAUUGUCAACAUGGCGGUCGGUGACACGCUUGCGACUUYGAUGACAGCCWWUWCAGCRUUGUYURUCCUUGUCAACAGAUACCAAUGGAAUGGAAGUGUUAAUAUAUGGUCUUCAAUACUCUGUCCAAUUUCAAUGGAAGACAUUGCUGCUAGCAAAGACCUUUUCAUUAUAUUGUGGCCAGCCGUCGCUGUGGCUGCCGUAUUAUGCAACCUUCUUGUCAUUCACGUUGUCAGGGUCAACCCGCACAUGCGCACAACCACCAAUUACCUCAUUGUCAACAUGGCGACUGGCGACUCGAUUGCAACAAUUGCAAGUUCUUUUGGUACCCUUAACUUCCUUGUAAAUGGGAAAGGGAAUAUAGGGAAUACCUUUUAUGAAGAAUAUAUCUUAUGCAGGGGAGUGUACGCUCUUUAUUACGUUUCCAUGCUCUGCUCCAUAUACAGUCUCGUUGUAAUCACGUUUGAUAGAUUCAUUGCUGUGACACGCCCUCUUAAGUACAAGUUCCUCUGUUCCUGGACGAAGUAUACCAUACCCAUAAUUUGGUUGACAUCUUUAGUGAUACCAGCUAACUGCGUAAUCAAAAGCAUUGACUAUGAUCUAAAAGAUGGCUUAUAUUACUGCAGUUCAAAGACGUCUGUGCCAGAUGCUGUCUCCAUUUUGACCUUAGGGUUUGUACUUCCCCAUGUUGUAAUCCUGGUUCUUUAUGUGGUAAUAGCAUACAAGCUCUGGAAAAGGAAUGUUCCCGGUGAGCAAGCUCAAGAAACGAAAGGCCAAAGUUCUUCUCAGAGAGUUGCUAAAAAGGUAACCCUCAUGAUUGUCAGCAUCCUUGUCGCCKUUGAAAUAUCCUGGUGUCCAGUUUUUAUCGGCUACAUUUUCCCGCACUUGUUAAGUGGUCCUUUUAAGGUAGGAAGUGUGCAAGUGCUCGUUUAUAAAUUGUUGAUGAUCUCCAAUGGGAUUUCCAAUGCUUCGAUUUAUGCUGUUUUCAAUGAAAACUUUCGACGAGCUUUUAAGGAAGCCUUGAUGAAGAUUCCUAUGGUUGGAGCUGUUGGAAAGCUUCUCAAAAAAGUUCAACGACCAAACCAGCGCGUAGCACCACUACAGGACGACACGUCAACUACAGAGAAUCCCAACUGAGAGGUGCCACAGAUGAGAGUACAUAAUGCUGACAGUAAUUUCACGAUUAUUAUUUCAAUAGUUUUGUAACUUACGUACAAACUAUAGAGUUAUCUCAAGCAACAAA
Molecule: messenger RNA, 1510 nt
Organism: Exaiptasia diaphana
Lineage: Eukaryota; Metazoa; Cnidaria; Anthozoa; Actiniaria; Aiptasiidae
Product: RYamide receptor
Exons: 3
Coding region: 1-1404 (467 amino acids)
Biological process (GO): G protein-coupled receptor signaling pathway
Cellular component (GO): membrane
Molecular function (GO): G protein-coupled receptor activity
Source: RefSeq, a predicted model, not a curated record